Molecule: messenger RNA, 3232 nt
Organism: Scatophagus argus
Lineage: Eukaryota; Metazoa; Chordata; Actinopteri; Scatophagidae
Gene: actr1b
Product: actin related protein 1B
Exons: 11
Coding region: 170-1300 (376 amino acids)
Source: RefSeq, a predicted model, not a curated record
GUUGUGGAAGGGAGGCGGUCCAGCCGUCAGCAGCAGCACAGAGGAGCGGCGGCGUCGCGGUGGCAGAGUGCACAGUGACUGGGCGUUAUCUUUUACAUGAUUAAAACACUAAACCGGGAGGAAUACACAUACGAAUCAAUAGAUACAUAUCUUCAAUAUCCAGUCCGUCAUGGAGUCCUAUGACAUUUUAGCUAACCAGCCGGUUGUGAUUGAUAAUGGUUCAGGGGUUAUCAAGGCUGGAUUUGCGGGUGACCAGAUCCCCAAAUACUGCUUCCCCAACUAUGUGGGACGUCCCAAACAUGUUCGUGUGAUGGCAGGGGCUUUGGAGGGAGACCUCUUCAUCGGACCCAAGGCAGAGGAGCACAGGGGCCUGCUGUCAGUGCGGUACCCGAUGGAGCACGGGAUCGUGAAGGACUGGAACGACAUGGAGAGGAUCUGGCAGUACGUUUAUUCCAAAGAGCAGCUGCAGACUUUCUCCGAGGAGCAUCCUGUGCUGCUGACUGAAGCUCCUCUCAACCCCAGUAAGAACAGGGAGAAGGCUGCAGAGGUUUUCUUUGAGACUUUCAAUGUUCCUGCGCUUUUCAUCUCCAUGCAAGCUGUCCUGAGCUUGUACGCCACAGGUCGCACCACUGGUGUCGUGUUGGAUUCAGGGGACGGCGUGACCCACGUUGUCCCCAUCUACGAGGGCUUCGCCAUCCCUCACUCCAUCAUGCGUGUGGACAUCGCUGGACGAGACGUCUCGCGGUACCUCCGUCUGCUGCUGCGCAAGGAAGGCUACAACUUCAACACAUCUGCCGAGUUCGAGGUCGUUCGCACGGUCAAAGAGAGAGCCUGUUAUCUGUCUCUGAACCCACAAAAGGACGAGACCUUAGAAACAGAGAAGGCUCAGUAUGUUCUCCCUGACGGAAGCACUUUAAACAUCGGCCCGGCCAGGUUCCGAGCUCCAGAGCUGCUCUUCAGACCCGACCUGAUCGGAGACGAAAGCUCGGGGAUCCACGAGGUCCUGGCUUACGCUAUCCAGAAGUCUGACAUGGACCUGCGACGCACGCUGUUCUCCACCAUCGUGUUGUGUGGAGGGUCGACACUCAUCAAAGGCUUUGGGGAACGACUACUAACUGAAGUCAAGAAGCUGGCACCCAAAGACGUGAAGAUCAAGAUUUCUGCUCCCCAGGAGAGACUCUACUCCACAUGGAUUGGCGGCUCCAUCCUGGCAUCGUUGGACACCUUCAAGAAGAUGUGGGUGUCGAAGCGGGAAUAUGAAGAAGACAGAGCACGUGCCAUCCACAGGAAGACCUUCUAGUCGGGGCGGCGUCCCACGAUCGCCCCCAGAACUGCCCUCAAAUGUCCCCCGUCAUACUGUUGGACUCCUGCACCUGUCGUCCCCGGGUACCUCUGCAUCGUCCUCUGUCAAAGCCCUGUCAGCCUCCUGCUUCACCCCCUCCACCCAGAGAAACUCACACAUUGAUGUGUGGUUGUCUCCAUAUUUACCUUCCGCUCCUCCUCCUCCUCCUCCUCCUGCUCCCCCCGCUCCUCCCCCUCCUCCCCCUCCUCCCCCCCCUCCUCCUGCUGUAGGGUGACAGCACCCUCCAAACGCUCGCACACAGAGGGCCGUCAGGGAGUCUGAGAGGGCAGCGAUUCGCACUGUGGACUCUAACUACUUUAAAUUUAGUCCACAUCCAAGUAUUGGUAUUGCUCUCUUGCUGACAAAAGCCCUGAAAGGUGUAGAAUAUCAUGAAAUGUCAGUAAACCUGAAUGUUUUUUGUUUUUUUUGCUACUGUUGAAGUUUCCAUUCCAGACCGAAGAUUUAGAUUUUUAUUUGAUGUCCAUUUUGUAGACUUGUUUUCUGUCUCUGACAUGCAUGAGCUCGUACAGAACGCAGGUCUGACGUACUGUAGUACUACACAGAGCUAGUGUCAGUCAGCAGAUACACACUGUGUCGUAGAUCGGGCCUAAACUGCGCAGUUAGCGGCUUAAUUUAUCACCCAGCUGAUAUUCUGUCACGGUUGCAGAUGAAAUGUUUCUACAUGAACGUCACGUGUUUGUGUUGAUGAGGAAAACCUUCAGUCAGCUUUUUGUGUCAGCUGACGGCAUUAAAACGAAGUAGAACAACGCCUUGAUUUUUUUUUUUUUUCUUCAGUCCGUCAUUGGAUUUCACAUUUACAGCAGUCAGAAUGCACAUUAAAGGAGGAAGACGGUGUUUUUCAGCCUGGGUCUUAUCAUUAUUGUGGUGGCGAAUCAAGAAACGUAACCCGACGUAAAAAGCUAAAAGUUAUAUAAAGCUUCAGGAAUCGUUUUCAACACCAGACUUAAGUUUAAAUGAAGCAAAGCAGCAUCAGCAGGAAUAACAAACAUGUUGAACAGAGUUUAGAGGUCAGAGGCGUUUGGGGGGCCAACGCUGUGGCUCUUUGGUCUUUUCCCGCCAUGGAAGCUCAUUUCUGCUGAUCGUAACUCUUUUUGACGAUGCUGUACGUAAGUUUCUCACCAUGACGACUCCCAUAUUCUCCUGUGGUGUCAUCACUUUGGUGGAAGUGGUCUUCCAUAUCCUCCCUGGAGGAGAAACUGUGUUGACCCCAGCUGUGAUUCCUCUCGUUGGUCUUGAUUUCUCGCUCUGUGGCGACAUUUUUCCUCCUCCAGGCCGGUGUGGACAACUUGUAUGUUUUGGCUUAAAACGUGCUGCUGGAUUACAGUUUUUGAGUUUUGUGACCCAGCUUGAAAACCACUUGAUUCCUUUAAAUGUCUUCAAGCGUAACCCUGAGCUGAUCUGAUGAAACCGUAGCUGUCGAGGCCCACCUGUCUGUUAGCAGCUUCAGUCAGAUGCACGUCAGUCGUGUGCAGUUCAGGUCUCCACGUGAAGCAGGACUCCGCUCUGCAGGAAGCCAACGUGGCUGAUGAUUAGUUUUUGUAUUCUCCUCCUCCUCCUCCUCCUCCUCCUCUGUGUACUCGUAGAAGUCUGGAUCUUAUGAUUUCCCUGCAUCUCGCUGGCAGUGAAGGGGUCGUGUCCUCACCUGUGUCCGCCUUACUCCGCAGCGUCCACGCCGGAGCGUCCACAUCGUCUGCUUUUGGAUGUUUUUAACAGGUUGUAAGAUGUCAUCAGCCUUGUGUACAGUGGAAUGCGUUUCAGAAACAACCGCCACAAAACCAUAGGAUAACAGACUAAAAAUGUACAAUACUGUUUAUUCAAGUGUUUGCUUUUACUUUUCGUAAAUUCAAUAUAAUAAAUAAGUUAAUGGCU